Molecule: messenger RNA, 1053 nt
Organism: Chenopodium quinoa (quinoa)
Lineage: Eukaryota; Viridiplantae; Streptophyta; Magnoliopsida; Caryophyllales; Amaranthaceae
Exons: 2
Coding region: 1-1053 (350 amino acids)
Molecular function (GO): nucleic acid binding
Source: RefSeq, a predicted model, not a curated record
AUGCAACUGGGAGAAGUAGUGGAUGUGAGAACCAAAAAGUUAGGGAAAACUGGUCGCAAGCCAUUUGAAUACUCUGAUGAGUGGCUUAUGUUUGUCCCACUUUACAAGAGAACCACAAACAGAAGCUAUGGUGCUGCUCUACAUAUCAAUCAUAUGGUGAUACACAGGUUGAAGAAAAGGGGCAGAUUUAGGGCAGUGUCAGCAAGUAAUCACCCAGCAUUAUCAGAAAAUCACAAAGUUGCAAGGCUUAAGUGGGUUUUGCAACACAUUCAUCCAAUUCCAAGUGAGGGGGACCCUACAAUUAUGGAUAUGCAACAUCACAUACACAUUGAUGAGAAGUGGUUCUACCUAAACCCAAAGACAAGGACUUUCUAUCUAACCCCAAAUGAAGAGGUCCCAUACAGAGCACAACAGUCUAAAAGGUUUAAGAUAAAGGCAAUGUUCAUGAGAAUGGUAGGCAAACCACUUUAUGCUGCAGAUGGGACUCUUAUUCACUCAGGGAAGUAUGGUUUGUUCCCUUUUGUGAAACAUGAGAGGGCAAAAAAGAAAAGCAAAAACAGAGAAGCAUGCACAAUGGAGAUGACAGGGCCACAUCAAGUACCAGGAGAUGAAGAGUUUUUGGCAGCAACACAAGCUAAUGGGUUUAACAUUCAAUUUGUUUUCCAACCUGCCCAAUCACCAGACCUUAAUGUGUUGGACCUAGGUUUGUUCAAGGCAAUUCAAUCCAUACAAUGCCAGUCAUUCCCAAAAAAUAUUGAUGAGCUACUUGAGAAAGUGGCAGAGGCAUUUGAGUUGUUUGAUCCAACACUAAAUAGGUACACUUGGAUCACACUACAGGCUUGCAUGAUUAAGGUAUUGGAAAAACAAGGAGGGAACAACUACAAUCCACCACAUAUGGGCAAAGCAAGGCAAGACAGGCAAGGGACUUUGGAGGACAUUUUGAAGGUAGACAGGACACUAAUUGCAGACACAGUGGAAUAUCUCAACACUCUCUUUGUUCCAACCAUAGGACCUCAACCAGAAAGUGAAGAUAUGGAAGUAGAUGCAGAUUGA